Sander lucioperca (pikeperch) is the source of this 552-nucleotide messenger RNA. RefSeq names its product C-type lectin domain family 4 member F-like. The transcript has 4 exons. Lineage: Eukaryota; Metazoa; Chordata; Actinopteri; Perciformes; Percidae. The record is from RefSeq and is a predicted model, not a curated record. Bases 61 to 552 code for a protein of 163 amino acids.
CUCCGUCGGCACAGAAAGGGAGAAAGUUCAGAGCAGAGGGAAGCUGUGGACAUUCACAAGAUGGUGAAGAUGCAGUGGAGUCUGUUGGUGUUGAUUGUGAUGGGUCAGUGUUCCUCCAUUGGGGGUCAGCUGUAUGACUACCACUUCAUUGGAGACAAGAAGACCUGGAAAGAAGCCCAGGAGUAUUGCAGAAAGAACCACACUGACCUGGCCACAGUGUCUAACCAGACAGACAUGCAGAGACUCCUUGAAUCCACAACUGAACAGUAUCAAGGUGGAGCCUGGAUUGGGCUGCAAGACAAAACAACAAACACUGUGUGUCGCUGGCGCUGGUCUCAGUCAGGGGUGGAGUUCAACGUGACUGAGAGUAAAUGGUCUCAAGGACAGCCGGAUAAUUUAGGCAAUCAGGAGAACUGUGUGAGGAUGAAUGAUGGCACAUGGCAAGACGACUCUUGUUCUACAAAAUAUAACUUUAUCUGCUAUGAAGUGACGGCGCCCUCUAGUGGCCGUAGUAGUUCUGACUACCAGAGAAGGUAUCGGUCACGGUUUUAA